This is a messenger RNA of Stegastes partitus (bicolor damselfish), 3344 nucleotides long. RefSeq names its product stonustoxin subunit beta-like. The transcript is spliced from 6 exons. NCBI's taxonomy places the organism in Eukaryota, Metazoa, Chordata, Actinopteri, Pomacentridae. Gene Ontology annotation, molecular function: protein binding. The record is from RefSeq and is a predicted model, not a curated record. The coding region runs from base 221 to 2320 and encodes 699 amino acids.
AGGAUGAACAAAACACAGACUGUCAGUCAGCCAACGCUACAGAAGCAUCCACAGCUUCCUGAAGAACCCACUUCAGGUCUGCAGACAAACAGCUGGUUCUGCUCUGAGCCCUGAAGCUGUUCAAGUCAGACUCUGUUGUGUUCAUCCUCCUCUGACAUCUUUCCUGGGGAACUGCUCUACAUCUACGUGUUGUCAGACAGACAAACGCCCCUCAGAGGACAUGGCUGCCCUCGGACGACCUUUCACUUUAGGAAUGUUGUACAACAGCCGGAGAGAUGAGCUGAUCCCAGGUGUCUCAUUGUGGGAUGAACAAACCCUGCAAGCAAACACAGUGGAGAGUCGUCAGCACAGCAGUGGGUUUGAAGUCACUGCUUCUGAUUCUAUUGAAUCCAAGUCCUCUCUGCUGGACAUUAAUGCUUCCCUGAAGGCCAGUUUCCUGAGUGGACUGAUUGAAAUUGAAGGAUCCGCCAAGUACCUGAAUGACAAGAAGAAGUUCAAGAAUCAGAGCAGGGUGACGCUUCAGUACAAAGUUACCACCAUCUUCAAACAGUUGUUCAUGACCAACAUCGAAUCCAUGAGCCCUCAACAGAUCGAUGUCAUUGAGAAGAGCUCUGCGACACAUGUUGUCACCGGCAUCCUCUACGGGGCAAAUGCUUUCUUUGUGUUUGACAGUGAGAAGUUGGAUGGCAGCAGUGUGCAGGACAUCCAGAGCAGCAUGUACGCUGUGAUAAAGAAGAUCCCCUCGUUUAAUGAUGAUGGGAGAGCUGACAUCAAGCUGACAGAUGAAGAAAAGGCCAUGACGGACAAAUUCACCUGCAAGUUCUACGGAGACUUUAUUCUUGAUUGCAACCCUGCAACAUUUACAGAUGCAGUGAAGACAUACGUACAGCUUCCAAAACUACUGGGAGAAAAGUAUGAAAAUGUUGUUCCACUGAAGGUCUGGAUGAUGCCUUUGAAGAAAUUACAUUUCAAAGCUCCCACGAUGAUCACUGGGAUCAGUGUCAGACUCUUGAGAAAGAUUCAAGAUGCUCUGCAGGAACUGCAUCAUCUGGAAGCAUGCUGCAACGAUAUCCUCGAUGAUGCAGUCGUCAACGCUUUCCCAAACAUCCAAGAAAAGUGGAGCACCUUCCAGAAAUUCUGCAUGUAUUUCAGGUCUGCACUGGAACAGACGAUUGCUGAGAAGCUCCCCUCCAUCAGGGCACAGGAAAUAGGCGAGUGGGAAUUACAAAAGGUCUUUAUUGAGCGGGACAAGACACCUUUCAGUCACGAGAAGUUAAUCAAGUGGACCGAAGACAUGGGAAGAGAAGUGAACGUCAUCAGGUCGCUUGUCAAGAUGAUGGAGGGAACAAAGAUCAUCUCAAACCAGUCCGAGCUGGACAGAGUGGUUCUAGAUCCUGGAGUAGAGGACGUUCUCUGCUUUGUUUUCACCUCCCUGGAACCUGCUGACCCCCAUCUUCAGGAAAUGUCUGUGUACUUGAACUCAGUGAAGUUACAAGGUGCUGGGGGAGUCCUUCUACCUGCCCACGAGCAGUGGUUCUCCUCAGAUGAAGUGAUAAAAGAAAUGAGACCGAAAGCCAGAGUUAUUCAUGACCUAGCCAAAGCUCUGAAGAACAACCGCCAACUCUGCUUCCUCGUGGCAGCGUUUGCAAACGAGAAACACAAAGGAGCGAGCAUCUACCACUACAGGAGCUUCAGCCUGGUCACCGAUGACUUCUCAAAGCCUGAUGUCACUGAUGUGAAAAACGUAAAAGACAGACGGGAUUUAAUCUGGUAUGCCUGUGAUCUGACCCUGGAUCCGGACACUGCUCACUGCAACCUCACUCUGUCCAACGGAAACAAGAGGGCGACUCACGGAGAGAGCCAGUCGUGUACCGACCUCCCUCAGAGGUUUGACCGUGUGGUCCAGGUUCUGUGCAGAGAGCCGCUGACUGGGCGCUGUUACUGGGAGGUGGAGCUGAACAUGGUCCGAGGUGCUGAUGCUGCUGCUGCUGUUUGCUACAGCAGCCUACAGAGGAAAGGAACCUGUUCCCAGGUUGGGCUUGGAUGGAACAACAUGGCCUGGUCUGUAGGCCACAAGUGGAUGCCAGGACCGACUUUCUAUGCAGAACAUCCGGGCAGUUCUGCCGAUUACCCUGAUCCCCCUUCUGGCUGCACCCGGCUGGGUUUGUACCUGGACUGGCGUGCAGGUACUCUGUCCUACUACAUAGUCUCAGGAGACACGCUGAGCCACAUUCACACCUUCCGCACUGAAUUCUCUGAGCCUGUUUAUGCCGCCUUCAAGCUCUGGACCGAAGGCAGCUGCAUAUUCUUGUGCUUGUAAAGGUGGUGCUGCAUGAUUCACAUCAGUUUCAGUUCAGCUUGAUUAUAAAAGUGCAAACUUAAAGGGCCUCAUUAGGCCAUUUUCCACUGCAGGAACCGGCAGGUUGCCCGAAAUCUUUGGGAGGAGCUUUCCUCGUAGAACCUCUUUCAGGGGACAUAAAGCACAAAUAUUCUGAGCGGCCAUGACGGAUUGCCGUGCAAGGUAAAGACACAGUUGUCCUCUCUGACACCGCCCUCAGACAGGCUACUGGUGCUCAUGACAACAAUCAUUAAGCCCUGCGAAUAAUUUAAAAGAUUUAAAGUGUAUUAAUCAGCCAGAAGACAAAUGAAAUACAGGUCAGAAAAUGAGCUGUGAAGUAGCCGUAAUACCUGCUUCUGCCACCAGGUGGCCUCCUGCUGUUUGCUGAUGGGAGGAGGCAGUCGCUUGGACUGCAGGCAGGUCCAUGUUAAAAAAACAAAACAACAAGCCAUUUAUUCACUUUAAUGAUUAGUUCAUUGGUUGACAACAACUCUUUGGUCAGUUUAAAUCUUUGCAUCUCGAAUUCAGACCAAAAAAAUCAACAAGAUGUUGGAUUCUAAAACAGAGACAGAAAAACUGGAAGAUUUAGUUUCUCUAAAUGUUUUCCCCGAGUUCCUGCACCGGAAAGAUGUCUGUUGUGUAGCGCCAUCAUAUUCUCACGUUUAAUAUAACCUUAAUAUAACUGUAAUAUAACCUUAAUGUAACUCUGUAGUCGUCAGACAGGGGACAGGAAUCCGGUCCAGAAAGCUUUGUAGAAGCCGAUAAGUUGAAGGCCGGCGUUUGGUGAUGUUCUGUGAUGUUCUGAGGAUGAAGGUUUGUUUGCUGCGUCAGAAUGCAACCAGCGAGCUAACACGUGUCAGACAGUAAACUACAAACUGUUCAUCAAUGUGCAGAUGUGUGCAUGUAUCACUGACUUGUUGAUCACUUAUCAAGUGUUCCCUGAUAGAUUAGCUCUUUGGCUGCUCAUUGAAACUCUGAAAUAGAAUAAAAACACACAAGACUCUUG